Molecule: messenger RNA, 2109 nt
Organism: Paramisgurnus dabryanus
Lineage: Eukaryota; Metazoa; Chordata; Actinopteri; Cypriniformes; Cobitidae
Product: tectonic-3-like
Biological process (GO): smoothened signaling pathway; cilium assembly
Source: RefSeq, a predicted model, not a curated record
AAAUGCAAAAGAAACCCGGAAGUGCUCAUAGAUUGUAUUUCCUUAACGACGGUAUCUGAGACGCUGAUAAGAGUUCCUUGUGUUUGUCAUGCAUAACGAAAUAAUACAUAACGGAGUUUUACAUUCAUUUAAUUACAGCGAAAUGACAUGACAGCUUUUAGGAACAUUUCUGAUGACGAGCGCAACGCUAUUAGUAUCUGAGGAGUUUAGCAUCAUCUUUCACAAAUGUCGACACAUGUUUUCCGUUGCAUUUUAAUUCUUAAUGCGUUUAUUUUUCGUGCAGUGACUAAUUUUCAGGACACGCAGAAUGUCACUGUUCAGACUCCAGUGAACACUGAUCUAAGUGAAUACAUUUUUAACGUUACGGAUAUCCCACCUGCAUCCACUUACCAGUCACCGACAGCAACACCUACUACUUUCAGGGCAGAAUCAAACUCGCUUGUUCCAUCUGCAGUCGUCGACCCAAACGCCACAUUGACAGAUGGUAUUGGGGUCUACACCAAUGAUUCCAUUACAAAGCACAUUACUAAUCCAACUGCAGAAGCAGCAACCAGUGAGAUCAGGACUGAAUCAAACUCAUCGGUUUCAUCUGCAACGUCACAGCCAAACGCCACAUUUACUGAUGGCGUUGCUCAUCCCACUGAUGUCUAUACAAGGUCUAUUACAACCUCUUCAGGCUGCUUGUGUGAUGUGACACCUGAUUUCUGUGACAUUGGGUGCUGUUGUGAUGGCAUAGACUGUGGCCUCCUAAACCUCAGCUCUGUUUUCAAUGACUGCAACCAGGCCUUAGGGUCUGGUACAUGUCUUGAGAGCUGGAUGAUGUUUACAGCCAAUAUCAAUCCAUUGCUGGUUACACGCUCCGGAGACUUGUUUUGUGUUCAGAAAGAAGAGGAAAUGCAGUCUGAUGUUCAAACUUCCCCUGCUGUUUAUCAAUCCAUUUACCUCUAUCCGCUUUUGCUGAGAGAGCCUGCGGCCUUCAACAUUCAGAAAAACAACUUUUACAAGGUUGAUGACAUCAUUCUGAUAUAUUUCAACAGGACGUCCAUAGUGAGCACUCUUAGACAGCCAUCAACAGGCCCAGCUUCAUCUGCUUGUGUCAACCGCAAUCCUGCAAGGUUCUUGCGUUCUAGUUCUUUGUCGUGCUCUCGUACGGUGACGACUCAAUCUUGUGUGGAGGACAACAGUUUAAGUGCUCGUACUUACUACACAGGGUUCAGCCUACUGAGGGUUCCUCAGGCCCAAGUAGAGACCAGGCCAGAGCUGUUGAUUCCAAUUUCUACAGUCCGUGACUGGCCUGAGCCGCGUGAACAAAAUGGCUCAUGUUUCAAUGUGGUAUCAAAGGUGGAAUAUGGGAUUGAGUACACUGGCAAAGGAGAGAUUGUAAAGAUUACAAUGAAUGCAGAACUCAUUACCGCAAAUCCAAACACACAGUUCCUGCAAACUCAUACUGUUACAUUUCAGUUGGCCACAUCCACUCCCUCCAUGACCACACCCACACCAGUGUCAGGUACAGAGGGACUGAAAUCUGGAUCUCCAGUAAUUGUUUGGUUUGGUGGAAAGUCACAACCUCUGACAGUGUUAAGGUCGUCUGAGAAUGGAGAGUGUUUGGCAAGGCCUGCUAAUCGCUCCCCUGUUUUUUUCAAACAAAACGUUAUGACUGGAUGCACCUUCAGGUCCUCGGCCAGUGACUGUGGUGUGUUACGGGCUGAGCUGAUGGAGGUUUUAUCAGCGGCUGCAGUGCCAGAGCUGAUCAGUAUGACCACAGGUGAUCAGGCAGAGAAGAGUAAAGUCAUCUUACAGGACUGCUCCUUACCAGCCUCAGAGUUGUGUGAGACGGGCUGUAUGCUGCCUAUCUCUCUAUCGGUGCAGGUGCUGUGGGCUCAGAGGGGCCUCAGGGCCCUGCCACAGAAUCACAUCCUGGGGGCCAAAUUUGUCUUUAGCUGUGAUAGACUGAAGUGUCCCCUUCGUUCUUCUAUACCUGUGACCGCUGGGGUGGUGUUCACUGAAACCACAGUUUACCCAGAAGCCCCACGAGGGGAACCUAAACCCGAAUGGAAGUUUCCGUUUGCUUUUUUCACUGGAGGAGCUGGAGAGUUUGAUCAGGAAUAA